Molecule: messenger RNA, 1717 nt
Organism: Pogona vitticeps (central bearded dragon)
Lineage: Eukaryota; Metazoa; Chordata; Lepidosauria; Squamata; Agamidae
Gene: TBX6
Product: T-box transcription factor 6
Biological process (GO): regulation of transcription by RNA polymerase II; positive regulation of DNA-templated transcription; cell fate specification
Cellular component (GO): chromatin; nucleus
Molecular function (GO): RNA polymerase II cis-regulatory region sequence-specific DNA binding; DNA-binding transcription factor activity, RNA polymerase II-specific
Source: RefSeq, a predicted model, not a curated record
AUGUACCACCCUUCAGAGAUGUUCUCACAGUAUGGGGGCUCCUAUCCUCUGCGUCCUCCUCCACCUCCUGGGCCUGGGUAUCCCCAGAGUCAGGCACCCCAGUAUGAAGCCUUCAGAUACCCAGACCUUGAUGCUACCCCCAAACUGGACAGCUUUUUCCCUAGUCUGGACCCUCCAGGACGCCUCCUGCCCCCAGCUCCUGGACUCCCUUAUGCGCCAGGCCAAGCUCUCUCAUCCGGUCCCCCACCAGCUACACGCCUACCCUCUGGAGUACGGAUGAGCCUAGAGAAUGGUGAGCUUUGGAAACGGUUCAGCAGCAUUGGGACAGAGAUGAUCAUUACCAAGGCAGGCAGGCGGAUGUUUCCACAACUGAAAGUUUCAGUAACGGGACUGGAUCCUGAAGCCAAGUACUUGCUGCUAGUGGACGUGGUCCCAGUAGGCGGUUCCCGUUAUAAGUGGCAUGGAAAACGUUGGGAAGCCAGUGGGAAGGCCGAAUUACCACCUCCAGACCGGGUCUACAUUCACCCUGACUCACCUGCAUCAGGUGCUCACUGGAUGCGUCAACCUGUAUCCUUCCACCGGCUCAAGCUCACAAACAACACACUGGAUCCUCAUGGACAUCUAAUUGUUCACUCCAUGCACCGAUACCAGCCAAGGAUACAUGUCGUUGGAACUGGAGGACGCCGUGGCGUAGGGGGCGGUUGUGCCUCCUUCACAUUUCCUGAGACUCAGUUUCUGACUGUCACAGCCUACCAGAACCCACAGAUCACUCAAAUGAAGAUAGAAAGCAACCCUUUUGCAAAGGGCUUCCGGGAGAAUGGCAUGAACAGCAAAAGGGAGCGUGAGGCCAGAAUCAAGAGGAAGAUGAAGGCAAAUGAAUGUGAGGCCACUGUGGGGGAAAAUGACAGCAAGAAAGGUCCCUGUGAUUCUACCCUGACAGAAGAGACGCCUCUGGAGCAACAACAGCCGUCUGGGAUUCCGCAACCUUCCUGCUCCUUCUAUCCUCCAACAGGGACCAAUCCCAGUGGCGCUGAGGCUUAUGUGCAGCAUCCAGCUGCAUUCCACGGUUUGCGAGGAGCAUCAUCCCCCUACAACAGCCCAGGCCAAGAAGCAGCAGCUCCUCCAUCUUCCCCCACUGCCAAGUCAUCUCCUUAUCAAGCAGAUUUCAGAACAAUGCUCCCAACAAGCUGGAAUGGCCUGGAUAUUAUUCCUUUCCUUGGAAAUGCAGAACCACCAGAUGCCUCCUCCUUUCCUCCUUUCAAAUUCAGCUUCACACCCUACCCACCUCCUCCUCAUGUGUAUGGACCUCCCACUGGCUACCCAAGCUCACAGCCACCUAUGCUCUAACACCUGCUCCUCCCACAAAACCUGGAUGCCUGUCCCUCCCCACCCAAAAGUAUUCUUUUCUAUUUUGUUUGCAAUGUUUCAUUAUGACUUCUAUUUUCUUGAUUCCUGUCUGUUUGUGGAAGGGCAGUGGCAAACAUGUUUGUAUCCUACUUAUCUUAUGAUUAAAUCCUUUUAAGGCUUCUCUUUUAUUGUACAUUUGUCUUCUUUUAUGAUAAUGCAAGCAAGCUACAGCACUUAAUUUUCACUGUAAUGUUCUACUUCGGGUUUUUUUCUUCUAGAGGAAAAAAAAUAAAACAAACUGUUUGUAUUUAGUUACACUUGAGAUUAUUUUAAAAAUUAGUUUGAGACAUCUCAUCAAGAGUGUUUCAAG